AUGGUCAGUUCCUGCUGCUUUGCUCCUGCCUGCUGCCAGCCAACAUGCUGCAAGACAGUUUGCUGCAGAACAACUUGCUGUAAGCCAAUCUGUUGUGAGCCCAACUGCUGCCAACCUUGCUGUCAACCAUCCUGCUAUGAGUCCAGCUGCUGUCAGCCAACAUGCUGUAGGACAGUCUGCUGCAGAACAACUUGUUGUGAUCCAACCUGCUGUGAGUCCAGCUGCUGCCAACCUACCACCUGUGGCUCUAGCUGCUUCACACCUUGCUGCCAGCCAACAUGCUACAAGACAGUCUGUUGCAGAACAACUUGUAAACCAAUCUGUUGUGAGCCCAGCUUCUGCCAACCUUGCUGUCAGCCAUCCUGCUGUGAGUCCAUCUGCUGUCAGCCAACAUGCUGUAGGACAGUUUGCUGGAGAAAAACUUCUUGUGAGCCAACCUGCUGUGUGCCCAGCUGCUACCAACCUUGCUGUCAGCCUUCAUGCUGUCAGCCAACUUGCUGCAGAACACUCUGCUACCAUUCACCCUGCUAA
This is a messenger RNA of Dromiciops gliroides (monito del monte), 531 nucleotides long. RefSeq names its product keratin-associated protein 9-1-like. The transcript has a single exon. NCBI's taxonomy places the organism in Eukaryota, Metazoa, Chordata, Mammalia, Microbiotheria, Microbiotheriidae. The record is from RefSeq and is a predicted model, not a curated record. Gene Ontology annotation, cellular component: keratin filament. The coding region runs from base 1 to 531 and encodes 176 amino acids.